Coffea eugenioides is the source of this 2078-nucleotide messenger RNA. RefSeq names its product indole-3-pyruvate monooxygenase YUCCA6. The coding region runs from base 634 to 1917 and encodes 427 amino acids. NCBI's taxonomy places the organism in Eukaryota, Viridiplantae, Streptophyta, Magnoliopsida, Gentianales, Rubiaceae. The transcript is spliced from 4 exons. Gene Ontology annotation, biological process: auxin biosynthetic process. Gene Ontology annotation, molecular function: flavin adenine dinucleotide binding; N,N-dimethylaniline monooxygenase activity; NADP binding. The record is from RefSeq and is a predicted model, not a curated record.
UUUAGCCUUAGACAACAUAUAAACCAUAUAUACGAUUACUCUACCACCUCUUUUCCUUUCAGUCUUUCUCUUUCAGUUGAAUGAAUGCUGAUUUAGCCCCGCACCCUUCGCUCCACCCUCCGGUUAUUGCUACACUUAGAUUUAGAAGAAUUCAUUCAGUCUCACAAGUGGAUAAGAAUUACUCUUCUUGAUCCAUUCCACCUCUCAAGGACUUCCCAAUAUUCUCAAAAAUCCUCAACUCCUAGUCUGGAUAGAAUACAGUUGUCCCCUAUAACUCCAAACUCCAAAUUUUUAUUUUUUUUGAUCAUCGAAACAACAACCAAAUUUUUCUCAAGGAGAAAGGAGAGAAGUGUUUGCUUUUCUAUGCUCCCAUAGAAAGCAUCACUUCAUACCCUCCCCUCCCCUCGCUCCACAAAUCCCACGUUUUCUUUUACCAAAUGGAUCUCCCUAAAUCUUUGCUUUGUCUCAUCUUAUCUUGGGUCAUAUCUCAAGUACGAGGAUAAAGGAAGCAAGCUCUACCGUUAUUGUUCUAGUUGUUGGUUUCUUUCUCUUAUCCUUUUUAUCAGUUUUAAUUUGGUAACAACGAAGUUUUUCCUCCACUGGUGGCCAGUGUAGUACUUGUUAAGAUUCUUCAUGGACUACUUGAGGGAAAUUGAAGGAAAAAGGCUACACGAUCGCAACCCGAAUGAAAAGAUGAUGAUGAAAUCUUCCAGGUGUGUUUGUGUUUCUGGACCGAUCAUCGUCGGUGCCGGACCAUCAGGACUAGCAGCAGCAGCUUGCCUGAAAGUAAAAGGUGUCCGAAGUGUUGUUUUAGAGAGAUCUCAUUGCAUAGCUUCUUUGUGGCAGCUCAAGACUUAUGAUCGCCUUAGACUUCACCUACCAAAGCAAUUUUGCGAGCUUCCCUUGAUGCCUUUUCCAGAGGGCUUCCCAACUUAUCCAACUAAACAGCAGUUUAUUCAGUACCUGGAAGCUUAUGCAAGAAAGUUUGACAUUAAUCCGAGUUUCAAUCAAUCUGUAGUGAGUGCUGAGUAUGAUCAAGUUCUCGGGCUAUGGCGGGUAAGGACGGUGGGAUUGAAGAAAGAGGAGACUGAGUACGUUUGCCCGGGGUUGAUAGUGGCCACCGGAGAAAAUGCCGAACCUGUAGUGCCAGAUAUUGAAGGGAUGAAGGACUUCGGAGGGGAUAUAUUGCACACAAGUUUGUAUAAAAAGGGAGGUGAUUUCGGAGGGAAAAGGGUUUUGGUUGUUGGCUGUGGAAAUUCAGGAAUGGAGGUUUGUUUGGAUCUCUGCAAUCAUAAUGCUAGUCCAACACUUGUAGUCAGAGAUACAGUGCACGUCUUACCAAGGGAGAUGCUAGGAAAAUCAACUUUCGGGCUGUCCAUGUGGUUGCUCAAGUGGCUGCCCAUGCGUCUUGUGGAUGGUUUCUUGUUGAUUGUGUCGAGGCUCCUGCUCGGGGACACCGCAAGAUAUGGCCUUCAUCGCCCGCAAAUGGGGCCGCUUCAGCUAAAGAAUUUGUCCGGAAAGACACCGGUGCUGGAUGUUGGGACACUGGCCAAGAUCAAGGCUGGAGACAUCAAGGUAAGUCCUGGCAUUCAAAGACUGAGGCCACUUUCAGCAGAAUUUGUGAAUGGAAAAACAGAGAAAUUCGAUGCAAUCAUCCUAGCAACUGGUUACAAAAGCAAUGUGCCUUCUUGGCUAAAGGAAAAAGAGAUGUUCUCAGUGAAGGAUGGGCUACCAAAAAGACCGUUUCCAAAUGGUUGGAAAGGUGAAAGUGGGCUAUAUGCCGUGGGGUUCACCAAACGUGGCUUGCUUGGUGCGUCAAUGGACGCUAAGAGCAUUGCAGAUGACAUUGAAAUGUGUUGGAAAGCAGAAUCAAAACAUUUCUCCUACUUUGCUCGUCCUUCUUCAUUGCAAUCAUAGUCUUUUUUGGUUUGGUGUUAGGACACAUUAGAGGCUUUGACUGACGAGUUAAUUAGCUGAUUGGAGAAUUUUGGUGGUACCAUUUGCAGAAAAGUUGGUACCUCAAGAAGUUGCUCCUCCACUUAUAGAAAAGGUUGAAAAUACACAAAGAAAAAAAAAAA